AUGCCGAAGCGCAGCAUCAAUACCGACGACGACGAUGUUCAGACACAGUGCCAGGAGGGGCUUUGGUUUGAUGCCGAGAAACACAGGAGUGAGAUCAGAGCCUUUCUGAGGGGCCCAAAGAGCACAGAAAAGUACGGAAUCAUCGACCUUUUCGGGGCUUCUGCGCAGAUGUCCAAGAUUUGGCGCAAAGCGGGCUGGGAGACUUUUGCUUUCGACAUCAAGAGUAACCCGGAGCACGACAUGACGAGCGCCAAGGGCUUUUGGACGCUCUGUGCUGAGGCCAAGAAGCUCAAAACGAAGGGCCUCAUCUUCGGGGGACCUCCCUGUUCCCUCUACGUGUGGAUCUCCAAGUCCAUCCACAAGCGGAGCCAGGAGAACAAGUUCCUCGGGGACACCUCGCGCUUGAAGGUCCGCAUGUCGAAUCGCAUCGUUGCGACUGGGUUCUUGUUUUAA
Messenger RNA from Symbiodinium necroappetens, 453 nucleotides. Lineage: Eukaryota; Dinophyceae; Suessiales; Symbiodiniaceae. The record is from the annotation of a GenBank genome assembly.